This is a messenger RNA of Onychostoma macrolepis, 1531 nucleotides long. It is a transcript of the gene pcyt1bb, whose product is annotated as phosphate cytidylyltransferase 1B, choline b. Bases 106 to 1185 code for a protein of 359 amino acids. Gene Ontology annotation, biological process: CDP-choline pathway. The record is from RefSeq and is a predicted model, not a curated record. Gene Ontology annotation, molecular function: phosphatidylcholine binding; choline-phosphate cytidylyltransferase activity. The transcript has 8 exons. Lineage: Eukaryota; Metazoa; Chordata; Actinopteri; Cypriniformes; Cyprinidae.
UGGCCAGUUAUCAGUACAGGAGUAAAAGCAAAGGCUUGUCACACAUUUGGCGAGUGUAGCCAGUGCAAAGCCAAAAGCACGGGACGGUAAACUAAAAUCUCUACCAUGGUGAACAGGAGGCGAAAUGGGUCCCGUGCUAAUGGUCGUGCUGGUCGAGGAGGGGUUCAAGCACAGCAAGAGCAGCAACGCAAACGGCCACCAAUUAAGGCUCUUAGAGAACCAGCCAUCUUUGCUAAACAAUCAGGCAGCGCCUUGGACACCCCACAUGACAAAGUAAAUUUAGCCCAGGCUCGCCGUGGCACUCCAGCUCAUCGGCCCGUACGAGUGUAUGCCGAUGGAAUCUUUGACCUCUUCCAUUCAGGCCAUGCCCGGGCUCUGAUGCAGGCCAAGAAUUUAUUCCCAAACACACAACUGAUUGUUGGAGUAUGCAGUGAUGCCCUGACGCACAAGUAUAAAGGCUAUACAGUGAUGACAGAGGAUGAACGUUACGAAGCCCUUAUACACUGUCGUUAUGUGGAUGAGGUGGUCCGUGACGCUCCCUGGACCCUCACUUCUGAAUUCCUGAAAAAACACAGGAUUGACUUUGUGGCACAUGAUGAUAUCCCUUACACCUCUGCUGGAUCAGAAGACGUCUAUAAACAUAUCAAAGAAGCAGGAAUGUUCGUGGCUACUCAAAGAACGGAGGGGAUCUCUACCUCUGAUCUCAUCACACGUAUUGUUCGAGACUAUGACGUCUACGUCAGGCGUAACCUGCAGAGAGGAUACACAGCACGGGAACUCAACGUUGGCUUCAUCAAAGAGAAGAAGUACCGUCUACAAGAGCAGGUGGACAGAAUGAAGGAGACAGUGAGGACGGUGGAGGAGAAGUCCAAACAUUUAGUGCACCGUGUCGAAGAGAAGAGCCAUGACCUCAUCUACAAAUGGGAAGAGAAAUCUCGCGAGUUCAUCGGAAACUUCCUGGAGUUGUUUGGUCCAGAUAAAGCCUGGCUCAUGAUCCAGGAGAGGAGUGGCCGUGUUCUCCAGGCUCUGUCUCCCUAUCAGUCCCCAAGCACUUCGCCAAGCUCCAGUCCCACCAGAGGACGCUCUACUUCGCCCGUCACCCACUGGCCCCUGCUACGCUUCCGUUCACCACCACCUAAAAGUGCUUCUGUCAGCAGCAGUGAAGGUGACGAAGGGGAAAUGUAGAUGGAUGCUGACUCUCCGACCUCCUGUAUGUUUGCACAGACACCCUUACGUUCAUAAUAAUGAACAAUGAAUAAUCAUAAUCUACAAAUGCAUGCUGCUCAAAGUCCAAACUGACUUUAUAAUUCUAUAGAAGAAAUUUUUCAAAAGCUAUAAUUUGUAUACAGAACUGAACACUUCAUAACUUGUCUUUUGACUUAAAGGCCUGUUCACACCAAAAAGGAAAAAGACUGCUAGCUAUAUUUCACACCAACGCGUGACAACUUUGUUUAUUACAAGUGUGCACUGCUUUCUCUAUCGUAAUUAUCAUAAUAGCUGUGAUGUGAACUUCCCUAUGCACAUAGAAUUA